Messenger RNA from Sycon ciliatum, 3591 nucleotides. Its product is annotated as transient receptor potential cation channel subfamily V member 5-like. Gene Ontology annotation, biological process: calcium ion import across plasma membrane. Lineage: Eukaryota; Metazoa; Porifera; Calcarea; Leucosolenida; Sycettidae. The coding region runs from base 412 to 3237 and encodes 941 amino acids. Gene Ontology annotation, cellular component: plasma membrane. The record is from RefSeq and is a predicted model, not a curated record. Gene Ontology annotation, molecular function: protein binding; calcium channel activity. The transcript is spliced from 13 exons.
GAUUUUCCUUUCUUCCUGAAAAUGCAGUGCAUGCUGGAAGCCAGCCAGAACUAGCAGAAGAAGCUGGUAUGGACUAUGGUACGCUGAAGUCAGAUUGAUCUACCCGACUGGCCAGGCAAGUAAUGAUACAUUGUUUUGUAGCGAUGGCAAAGAUAGCCAGGAGCUAGAGAAAGGAGCUGGUCAGUCGCUGUCAACCCACAGUUUCCUGCAGCGUGUCAAGAGAGCGGUUGCUCCGAUAUCUAGUAUCUCGGAUGAAGUCGCGAGGCAGCUGAGGGUGUGAGCGGGCGACUACUAAAAUUAGACAACGUAUCAAAAGUAAUCCGUUUGCUGCUGUCCACUUUUGAGUAGCGCGUUGUAGAAGAACAAUGCCGUGAGGAUUUACUGGCGUUAGUAUCCAAUGCGAGAAGAAAGAUGGAUGAAGCGGACGGGCGAGAGCGCUUGUAUUCCUACAGGCGCAUGUCUGCCUCGCAGCGAUCUGCUGCUUCGGAUUCCUGGAGAUACCUAACGACUGGAAUGAGUGAUGCUGCUAAGGCACUAGUCGGUGGAAACGAGAACGAAACUUGGGAGAAAAUCGACUCUGCGUCGGCCGUCAAUGCCCUUCAAUACAAGAGCAUCCAGGAAAAUGCCCUGUUCCGUGCGGCACAGCUGAACGAUCUCGGCAAGCUGGAGCAAGUCUAUAGCUCACUGGAGAACGAGAGCGCACUGACGGACAGAACGGAGGCUGGCGAGACGGCGUUUCACAUUGCAGUUCUCUUCGAUAGUGUCGACGUAGCCCUUAGUCUCCUGGACAGGUAUCCACCAUUUCUGCAUAUGGUCUACACCAGCAAGCUCUACAAAGGUCAGCAUGCCCUUCACAUUGCUGUUGUCAACCAGAACCUGGAUUUGGUGAAAGAGUUUGUCCGCCGCGGGGCACUGAUCAACUCUCCCAAGGCCAUUGGUUCUUUCUUCAACCCGAGCUCUUCAGACAAUCAGGUCUACUGGGGAGAGCAUGUCCUUUCUUUUGCAGCCUGCACCGGCCAGAAAGACAUAGUGGAGUUUCUGUUGCGCAAGAAUGCGGAUAUCACCGUGCAUGACAGCCAGGGAAACAACCUUCUUCAUUUACUCGUGUUGCAGCCUGACACCGACCUGGCCUGUGACAUGUACAAUUUCAUCUCAUCACUGCUCUUGUCUGAAGAACAGAACCUGGAGGCCAUGACAAACAAGAAAGGGCUCACACCACUACAGCUGGCUGCUUUCCAAGGCAACAAACAGCUUUUCUCGCUGAUACUGGAGAGCAGGAAGGAGAUACACUGGACGUUUGGCCCGGUCACUUCGUCAAUCUACAACCUGAAAGAGCUGGACACGUUUGGUGAAAAGAACUCCGUUCUCGAUGUCAUUGUUCGCAGUGAAGCAAAGAAUUCGUAUGAACUGCUAGACGUGCAGCCAAUACCACAGCUACUGAGCGAGAAGUGGACGAACUUUGCCUUCUUCUUCUUCAUGGCGUGGAUGAUGCUCUACAUUGGCUACAUGACAAUCUUCACUCUGGUCGUGUCCUCGCGGCCCGUGCAGCAGAGCAAUGUUACCUGGUGCCUGUGUCCCGGGACCAGACCGCACCGGUUUCCCUCGGGGUGUCCAUGUGAUGGGGACAUAUUCACACUGGAUGGCGAUCAACUAGCUUUACAGCCUGCACUCAUGUGCUCCACUGCAUCUAAUGAGAAGACACCAGUGUUUAACGGGGCGUAUAGUACCAGUGAGGAUUACGUGCGGCUGGCUGGUGAGAUAGUUGUGGUGCUGGGAGCAUUUGCAUCUAUUCUCUGGGAGGCUCCUGACCUGUAUCGACGUGGUGCAAGAGGUUACUUCACCAGCGUCGGUUCUGGUGCAUUCCAUGUUGCAAGUUGGAUGUACGCUGUGCUUGUAUGCAUUGCUCUGAUAAUGCGCUUGGCUGGAGCCGACCGUGAGGACAUUGUCCUGUCAUUGGCAAUGAUCUGUGGAUGGCUAUUCACGCUGUACUUUGCCCGGGCGUUUCGCUUUGUUGGGCCUUACAUCAUCAUGUGCCAGAAGAUGAUUGCCGGAGAUAUCUUACGCUUUGCCAUUAUCUUCACUGCAGUCAGCGUGGGAUUCUCGGGAGCCUUGUUUAACCUGUUCAUUGAAGCGUCUCCUCGUCCGCCGUCGGAAUGGGAUUCGUUUACGACAUCGUUUGUGACCGCGUUCCAACUGGCCACUGGUCUGACGGACAUCCCGCCUGAGCAGUACGACACGGCGCCGUCCAGCGGUACCGUUGUGUUCCUGCUCAUCGUGUACCUGGUCAUCGCCUUCAUUCUGCUUGUCAACCUGCUCAUUGCCACCAUGGGAUCCACGCAUGCUCGGAUUGAGGCAGAGCGCCAUGGGCUGUGGAAGAAACAGCUGGCUUCCGUGAUUUUACUGCUGGAGAGACGCAUUCCGCAGCAGUGGUGUGUCCGGUCUGGCUUUGACGGCGGUCUAGUGGGUCUCAAGCCGGGUGACUGGUAUGUCAGGGUGGAGGAGAAGGGCACACUGUCCAGGAAGAAGCUAGGCACUGUUAUUGAUCCUAAGCGUCUGUCCCGUAUGCCGGACGGAGCUGAACUGCUGUCGGACGAGGACGAGGAUGAUCGCGAGGACACGCCGAAGAAGUCACCAGUCAUGCCAUCUCCAUCUCGAGGAUCCGGCGAUCGCACUCCCUUCAAGUUCCGCCGUCGACCCAAGAGCAAUGUGAUGUCAUUUCAAGCUGCACUGGUGGGUACAGGUGCAGCAGCUGGAUCAGUAGUCGCUGCCGGUACUAUCUCCAGUCCAGGAACACUGGUGAGAGCGAAUGAUGUUGCUGAACAGUCCAAUGAAAGCUGCGGGUCACCGGCCAAGCUGAAGCCAACUCAAAGCAACAAGUAUCACAAACAUGCCGCCGCAACGUCUCUCUCUUUCAAAGAAGAAUCCAAUGCCAUUGGCGGAGGCCACCGUACCAAGCAGGAUAGCCCCAGCACCAUCCCAAUUGCUGCUGCUGCUGCUGCUGCUGCUACUCAGCAACACUCAUCCUCAUCAUCACAUGAUCUCUCAGGUGGUGCACAGGAACACACAGAACAGGAGCUGUCUCCACCUUCCUCGUCCGUCACUGCUCUUCUGCCGGAAAGUGGAGGCAGCCCUGCUGCUAGGCGCUCAGACAGCCGCCACUUGCACCAUCAACAGAGUGUGGAAGAGGGUGUGUAUCAACUUGACAUGGGCUCUGCUCUGACUGCUACCAUUGUGUAAGAUGCUGCUGCUGCACGAGCGGCACAACUGACCAACUGAGGAGUGCGGAAUACCGGUCGGCACUGCUAUGGCUUGUUACUUGAUUUGACAGACAAUGACCAGCACUGCCGAUACUACUAUGGUAUGUGUCAGGUUGCACUGCCAGAGCAUUGAAUUCAGACACAUUCCCAAACUGCAUGCUCAUUCCAUGCCUUCUGUGUCGGGUUUUUUUGAAAUUGCGAUCUACUUCCGAAGAGCUCCUAUUGUGCAUGGUGUGAUCCAUUUCGACUGAGUAGUUUGAAGUGUAUUGACCAUGAUAUUGUAUAUUCUCUGAUCAAACUGUUUCUACAUGAUGUUAUGGUGCUAUUCUGAGUA